This is a messenger RNA of Melitaea cinxia (Glanville fritillary), 1020 nucleotides long. RefSeq lists its product as uncharacterized. Lineage: Eukaryota; Metazoa; Arthropoda; Insecta; Lepidoptera; Nymphalidae. The record is from RefSeq and is a predicted model, not a curated record. The transcript has 2 exons. The coding region runs from base 1 to 1020 and encodes 339 amino acids.
AUGGCCGAAACAAAGAUGGAAAAGUUAAUUAAAAAGCGUGCUGGUAUUAAAGCAAAAUUAACCAUCUUCUCUAAUUUUAUUAAUAAUAUACUACCUUCAAAGGAACUAAGCAGUGUACAAUUGUUAGAUUUAGAAGGAAGACUUAGUAAAUUCGAUACUUUAUAUACUGUUUUCGACCAGUUACAGUGUGACAUUGAAAUGUUAUCGGAUAAUUUGGAGAAUGAGUGCCAGGAACGCGAAUACUUUGAAAAUCAGUAUCACGAGCUUAUUGCUAAGGCCCGUGGUUUACUUGGUGAGCAGCCCUCUCAUCGGCGCGAGCUUCAGGAUGGUUCCGUGGCGAGUUUCGAGGAUGUAAAGGCAGGUGGUUCCAAAUUUAACUGUGUUAGAUUACCAAAAAUUUCAAUACCCACUUUUCAUGGUCACUAUCAACACUGGCUGGAAUAUAGGGACACAUUUAUAUCUUUAAUCCACUCAAGGUCUGAUAUAGAUGACAUUAAUAAAUUGCAUUAUCUGCGUGCGUCUUUAAAAGAUAGUGCUUUAUUGGUUAUUGAUAGUUUAGAUGUAAAAGGCGAUAAUUAUGCGAACGCUUGGAAAUUAUUAUGUAGUAGGUAUGACAACAAAAGAUUACUUGUAAACAAUCAUGUACAGGCUUUAUUUAACGUAGAACAAAUACAAAAAGAAUCUUCUCAGUCUAUUCGUCACCUCAUAGACAUCACAAAUAAAAAUUUACGUGCUCUGUCAACAUUAGACCAGCCCACUCAGUAUUGGGACACCUUAAUCAUUCAUAUGAUGGCUGAUAAGCUCGAUACAACUACUCGUAGGGAAUGGGAAACACAUAGAAAUUCCCUGAAUAAUCCACCGCCACUUGAUAUUUUUAUGACAUUCCUUAGCAAUAGAGCAGAUUUAUUAGAAACAUUACAAGAAAUUAACUACUCCUCCACUCGUCUUGCUUUCCACAGCGCGAGUGAAGGUGGACGACAGCAAGGGCGUCGAGCACUUAGCCAGAGUAUUGCUAGAUAA